This is a messenger RNA of Siniperca chuatsi (mandarin fish), 2087 nucleotides long. RefSeq names its product protein FAM180A-like. Bases 168 to 671 code for a protein of 167 amino acids. The record is from RefSeq and is a predicted model, not a curated record. The transcript has 3 exons. NCBI's taxonomy places the organism in Eukaryota, Metazoa, Chordata, Actinopteri, Centrarchiformes, Sinipercidae.
GAGGCAACAGAAAAAUUAACACAGUGAAUGAAGGAAUGAUCCUGCAUAUGAAACCAGUGCAUGUGAAAUGCAUCAGUCGAAGCAUUUUCAUCCACCGUUGAGAUGUUCAUUUGUGUGUGAGUGUGUGUUGAGUUGUGUGAGUAGAUCUGUGUGUGAGGAUAAUCAACAUGACGCAGUGGUGGGCUCUAUUCAUCGUUGUUUACUUGUCCAUCUACCUGGCAGCCACUCAGCACCACAGGAAAGCUCUGUAUCCAUCUGCAAAUAGGAUCAAGCGUGGGACAUAUUCGCUGAUCAACCCUACGUUCCAGCAUUCAUUGGAGGAUGUCAACCUGCUUUUUGAGAUCCUGCUAGCUGGAAUGCAGAUCCAAGGUGGGGAACACACCAUGCUGAUCCCAGAUGAGGAGCUGGCCUCCCUCAGGAGCGUGGAGAAGCUAGAGGUCAUCUGUGAGGACAUCUUGCCCAAGAGGCUCUCCGACAUUCGCCGUCUGGCAGCAGAGCUCACCCAGCGUCAGCAAUCUCUGAGCUGGCAGGACUUUGAGAGGACAGUUCUGACCCUGGUGUACACCACUCAGACCCUGGCUCGAGUCAGCAAUCAGCAGCAGAGAGAGGCAUGGGUGGACGCUGUGAUACAGCUGUUCAGAGCUGUUCAAAAGGACCUCAGACCCUCUUAAGGAAAAUUUAGAAGAUGUAUUUUUUUAAAGCACAUGGUCACCCAUGCCUUUUUAACAAUCUUUCAGUAUAUGACUGUGUUACACUUAAACUGUGUCUCAGUUUUAUACAUACCCUACAUACUAAUUCUAUAUAGUAUGCACUACAGCAUAUGCUAAAUGUUAUAGUAUGCUGUUUUUACAGUUAGUAUACAAUAAAUCAGUGUUUGACAAAAAUCACCUCCAUCAAAUACCUCAAGGUCUACUAACUCUUUCCAGAGCUUUUAACCGCAUCUUGCAGUCAUCCUCAGCUGAUGGAGCUGAGUCCACUAACUAGCUCAAACAGCUGAGCUUCUGCUGUGGAAAAAGCUAGCAAGUGGACCUUGAGUUAAGAUUUUUUUCAAUCAAUCCACUUUACUGUUUUGUAAACAGGAAAUGAUGUAAUACAUGAGCUGUCAAUCAACCUUCAACUGGAAUUCCACUGCCGAUUUUCAUUCAUGAAGAGAAAACAUAUUUUCCCAAAGAUUUAAUCUUUUUUCUUUGUGUUCUGCGAUCUUCUUGAAACUGUUUCACCACUAUCCAAUUUAUUUAAAUGUUUUUCAAAAUCUCCUCCAUUCCCUAAAUGCAAUGCUUUGUGGGACAACAGUGUCCACCAGCAACAUGCUCAAAAAUCAAGUGUAUUUAGCGUCUGUCACAAUACCCAAACUUGCAGUCUUGAGCACAGAAGUGCAUGGUUAUCCAUCCCCAAGUGGUAGGCAUGUGUCCCAUGACAACAAAAAUAACAACACACAGUACACUUAGCCAACAUGUGAUGUGCUCAUAUCUGAAUUGAAGCAGUAUUCUAUGAUAUCUACUGCACCAACCCUGUCCAGUUGUUGAUGGUAAUGCGCCUAAAACUUGUUUCAGCACUGACAAUAAUUAACAAACAUGCAGAAGUUGUCAUUUAGUUGAUUCAGCCUGUCAUAUUAUACAGUAUAUAUACAUAUAUAUGUAUGGUCAAUGACUGUCAAUGAUCAAUGAUGGUCAGUGAUUGUGAAAAAUAUGUUCCUUCUCUAAAGAUGUAAUCAGAGAGAAACCAUGAAAUAUAAUAUCACAAUAUCUCUCUUUUAUGUAAAGUACAUCUACGUGCUUCAAGAUAACUUGUUUCAACUGUAGCAUUUUGUCUUUAUUAGACGAGAUGAAUGAAGACAGACAACAGUCGGAGAGAGAGGGGUAUGACAUACAGCAAGAGUCCCCAAAUGGAAUCGAAUAGGGGACAUUAGGCCUUAACCACUAGGCCACUAGGACACCCCGAUUGAAUUGCUUUACGAAUUGUAUUACUUCUCCCAGCUCUUAAAUGUGCAGUUGUUUUUCACUUUCAUCUGAUUGUAACUGUAAUGCAUUAUGUUCGAUCCUACUCAUUUGUUCAUUAUGGGACAAUUAAAUAAAACCAGCAAAGCA